AUGACGAAUAAUGGGUCACUUAAAGAUGUGGUUUUUGACGGUAGUAAUGCAGAACUAUUUGAAGAUAGAGAUGAUGAUAGGUUUGGGAUGAAUGAUAUCAGAAAAAAGUGUGUGGGGGAACUGUGCUAUGAUUUCAGCGACUUGGAGAAGCUGCUAAACCUGCCGAAAGUGAAGAGUGCUUUAGGUGUGGGGGGUGACUUGAAGUUUGUUUCAUGCAGUUCAACAGUGUACAAUGCUAUGCUUCAAGAUUGGAUGAAAAAUCUUGAAGUGGGGAUUCCUACUCUUCUUGAAGAAGGAAUCAAGGUACUUGUGUAUGCAGGGGAAAAAGAUCUCAUAUGCAACUGGUUAGGAAACUCAAGGUGGGUUCAUGCAAUGCAGUGGUCAGGCCAAAAGGCGUUUGGAACAUCUCCUACAGUGAAAUUUGUUGUUGAUGGUGUAGAUGCAGGGUCUUUGAACAGCUAUGGACCUCUCUCUUUUCUCAAGGUAUAUGAGGCUGGGCAUUUGGUUCCCAUGGAUCAACCAAAAGCUGCACUUGAGAUGUUUAAAAGCUGGAUUGGAGGGAAACUGAACACUCAAAGAGAUAAUUAAUCUAUGUAGUCUUGUCAGAACCAAACACAUGAAUAUAUAGUCAUCAAAAUCAUUGUGUAAAUGACUUCGGGGUAUAAAUAAUAUUUGGAUUAUGGUAUUUAUAUUUUUUUUUUCGAAA
Molecule: messenger RNA, 706 nt
Organism: Vigna unguiculata (cowpea)
Lineage: Eukaryota; Viridiplantae; Streptophyta; Magnoliopsida; Fabales; Fabaceae
Product: serine carboxypeptidase-like
Biological process (GO): proteolysis
Molecular function (GO): serine-type carboxypeptidase activity
Source: RefSeq, a predicted model, not a curated record